AUGUUUCUAACGGCUAUUUCUAUUGGAUUGUUCGGAGGAGCCUGCUUGCUGUUUGCUGCAUCGCUCACUAUUCUUGCACCCACUCCAAUGUCAGAGGCAGUAGAAUAUUACGAGGUCGACUGGGCAAACGAGUUCGAUCAGGAGUCCAUCUAUCGGGGGUCACCGACUCCCAAAUUAGAACUCGCAUGGAGUCGUCUUUGGAGACACAACGAUAUCAACAUUCCUUUGGACAGGUUGCCCUCCCUCAAUCGGUCGAUGGAUGUGAAUUGGAAGCUAACACCUGCACAAUAUGGUGGAGGUGCCGAAGCUAACGUUGAAGUGUUCCAUCAGCUACACUGUCUGAACAUGAUCCGACAGUACACGUACCUGGACUCAUAUGAAGUGCCACCUGAAGGAUUUCAGAGAUCUCAGGAGAUGUCAAGAACCCAUAUCAACCACUGUAUUGAGACAUUGCGUAUUCAUCUCAUGUGUACAGUUGACGUGACGCCCGCACUGGUGAGGUUGGAUGAAUCCAAGCCGCUUGGGGGCGAAGCAGAUUUCUCUACGCACCACAAAUGUCGCCGAUUUGAUAAGUUAACUGAGUGGAUGGAAAUGCAUGCUGUGCCUGUUGAGACUUAA
This is a messenger RNA of Penicillium griseofulvum, 618 nucleotides long. Its product is annotated as oxidase ustYa family protein. The coding region runs from base 1 to 618 and encodes 205 amino acids. The transcript has 4 exons. The record is from RefSeq and is a predicted model, not a curated record. Gene Ontology annotation, biological process: mycotoxin biosynthetic process. NCBI's taxonomy places the organism in Eukaryota, Fungi, Ascomycota, Eurotiomycetes, Eurotiales, Aspergillaceae.